UUAUUACAGUAAAUUUGCGGCCAGUGUUUGCAGCUGCAUGAGCAGCACGCACCACCGCGUGGGGCCGAACGCGCAUGCUCAGUGGGUGUUGCUCGCUGCCGCUUCUCCUUCCCGCAGACCUUGUCCUCUACCGUGAGACGCAAAAAGAGGCGCUGCCUUUGCGGAACAAAAGCGAGUCAGAUACUGACCUCCGACCUGUCCUGUCACAGACAUCAUGGCUGUCCCCCCCUCAUACUCUGACCUGGGCAAAUCUGCCAAGGAUGUCUUCAGCAAGGGCUACGGAUUUGGGCUUGUGAAGCUGGACCUGAAGACCAAAUCGGAGAGUGGGGUCGAGUUCAUUACCUCUGGAUCCAGUAGCGUAGACACUGGCAAGGCCACUGGAAACCUGGAAACCAAGUACAAAUUGCCUGACUUGGGGCUCAGCUUCAGCCAGAAGUGGAACACGGACAAUAACCUGACCAGCGAGAUUACCCUGGAGGACCAGCUCGCUCAGGGUUUGAAGCUGACUUUUGACACCUCAUUUGUGCCGAACACAGGCAAGAAAAGCGGCAAGCUGAAAGCCGGCUAUAAGCGGGAGUACGUGAACCUGGGCUGCGACGUGGACUUCGACCUCGCGGGGCCCACGGUGCACGGUGCCGCGGUGCUGGGCUACGAGGGCUGGCUGGUGGGCUAUCAGAUGGCCUUCGACACGGCCAAGUCCAAGCUGGUCCAGAACAACUUCGCGCUGGGCUACAAGGCCGGCGACUUCCAGCUGCACACCAAUGUGAACGAAGGUACGGAAUUCGGAGGUUCCAUCUACCAGAAGGUGAACGACAAACUGGAGACAGCAGUCAGCCUGGCUUGGACUGCCGGAAGCAACAACACGCGGUUCGGCAUCGCUGGCAAGUACCAGCUGGACCAGGACACCUCUCUGUCGGCCAAAGUGAACAACGCAAGUUUAGUUGGAAUUGGCUACACGCAUAGCUUGCGGCCAGGUGUGAAGCUCACCCUUUCUGCGCUGAUUGAUGGCAAAAGCUUUAAUACUGGGGGACACAAAGUUGGGUUGGGCUUUGAGCUGGAGGUGUAGAGAGGGAACGAACUGAGCAACAAAGUGAUGAAGAGCUGAGGACGCCUACUGAAGAUAGCAAUACCUCCAUCCCCCACCCCACCCCCCCCAGCCCAAGCCCUACCACCAAACAUGGCAAACAUGCAAACCUUAUAGUAGCCAAUGUUUUGGUCUGGUCCAGGGUCACCAUGACACAGAUGAUGGGACAGCAGCUGAACGGUGAACGUUUCAAGGAAAGACGGCCAUGAUACACUCUUAGCGUUGCGUGACAAAUGUGUUGAACUGCCCCCCUUAAAUAACACAUCCUCAAAACUCCUGGGUUUAGCCAAAACCAGUUACCUCACUGAAUAAUUUACUGGGCCCUGUGUCAUUAGCCAGUACUGGGAGUCUAUUGAUAAUGUGUUUUUUUCUUUUUUCCUUGCAUUUUAACGAUUCAAAUAGGCCCCUCUGUGCAGUUAUCUCAAUAGCUUGAAGGAUACAAUAUCGCAUUUUGACGUUUUUUGAGUUUUUUUUAGGUCACUAGAUUCUCAUUUUGCUUCAGAUAUGCUUUACAGGCAAAACAACGGAGCAGAGGUUGCAUAAGGAUCAUCACUGAAGUUGAGAAACACUAACAGGACACAGAAACGCUAUGCAAUGAGGUGGAGAGAUUGGUUGGAUUGUGACUUUCAUCCGGACGGCCGCUGUGCAGCGGCGCAUGCAUUAGCAGACCCGUGCUGCUGACUGCGAUCCUCUACAUGGGCCUGAAUGGCUGUGGGACGCCGUCUUUACCUCUCGUCGUGUUAUUGAUGGUUAUGAUUUCAAUUUCCUAUUUGUGCACCCUUGUCAGGUCAGAAGAUCGCUUGCCCUUUGUUGCUCUACGUAUCGGUACUAUCAUUUUAAGUAUGAUUGAUCUGAUGGAUGAUCUGUGCCCGGGGACACAGUUUCUCUUCUUGUGUUUACUUCAAAAUAAAUAUAAAGACUUUAAAGGCUCUUCGCACUA
Brienomyrus brachyistius is the source of this 2024-nucleotide messenger RNA. RefSeq names its product voltage-dependent anion-selective channel protein 2-like. The record is from RefSeq and is a predicted model, not a curated record. Gene Ontology annotation, molecular function: voltage-gated monoatomic anion channel activity. Bases 215 to 1066 code for a protein of 283 amino acids. NCBI's taxonomy places the organism in Eukaryota, Metazoa, Chordata, Actinopteri, Osteoglossiformes, Mormyridae. Gene Ontology annotation, biological process: monoatomic anion transmembrane transport. Gene Ontology annotation, cellular component: mitochondrial outer membrane. The transcript is spliced from 9 exons.